AUGUCUGUGAUAAGACUCGAGGCUCUGGCGCAGCUAGUCAGCACGCACGGCAAGGAGUUGGUGGAAGAAGAACGUCACGAGACACGCUCAAGGGCCGGCUCUGGAGGUUGCGUGGGCGAGGGCGGCGGGUCGCUCGACGGCGGGGAGCAGACGGUCGUGGCGAAGAUGCUGCUACGCUCGGCCCAGAUGGCUGCCGCUGAGGCCAAGACGGGCAGGAGGGCUGCGGCGGGAUACCAGCUGGGCAAGGAAGCGAAGCAGGAAGUACGCGAGGCGGUCGCGGAGCUGGCGGAGGCGUGUCUGACCCAUCUGCCCAACCUCUUGGCCAAGUACCAGUCGGAUGACGCCAAGCUCGCCUUGCUCGCGGAGCUGCCGACGUGCAUCCCGUCCGAAGCCCUGGCGUCUCUGGUGUCCGGGUCCGGGAAGGGAGCUUUCUCGGAUUUGGUCUCCCGCAUGAAGGACGCCUUCCUCAUGUCCAACUCCCCACUGGUCAUGGACGCCGCUGCCUCGAGUCUGGGUUGGUUUCUGAACGCUGAUCACGCCAAGAGAGCCGAGGUUAAGGCUGUGGUGCAGGGGAUGGUAGAAGAGCUCUUCGCAAAGGUCAGCGCCCUCUGCCAACAAGACCAGAAGGCCACCCCGGCCAAAGGAAAAGCGAAGGGGGCCGGGGGCAAAGGAAGGUGGAAGGACACCGGCAUCGGGCUGGCGAACUCUUUCCGACGGCUCCGCUGCCUGGCGGGCUGCACGGACGCGAGCGGCUGCGUCGACGGCACCACCCUGUCCGAAGCGUGGGAGGGGGUUCAAGGGGCCGUCCGGCGCCGCUGCCUUCUCGACGAGGUGCUACCGGCAAAGACGCUACCCUCGCAGCACCAGGAACGGCUGGAUGUGGCGAGAGGGGUGGUGGAGGAAGGGAGCAACGUCCUGUACUCGCUCUUCUUGUGGCAGAUCAAGCCUCUCUUCUCGCACCUCAUGGAGGCUGGCUCUUCAGCCCCUGCUCCUGCUUCGGAAGCUGCGGCUGCCGCCGACGGAGGCAGUUUGGACGACGGGGAUGCCAAGGAACCGACCCCUGCCAAGGGGAAGAAGAGAGGCAGGGGAAAAGGGAAGAAGGCCCGGGAGGACGAGGAGAAUACCCUUGGUGACCGGACUUUGGAGGUGGAGGAGAUCACGGAGGAAAAAGUCCAAGAGGUCGUCAGAUACCGGGACGAUCUUGUGGAAGUCCUGCGGGCCAUGCUCGCGAUGCACCUGUACCCCAGGAGGAACGACGAAGAGGAGGAGGACGAAGGCCAAGACCAGGGAGGGAGAGGGGCCGCGCGCGGGGGGGGCGCCGUGACUGAGGACGGCAUCGAGGGGGUACCCAGGGUGCUGACGGCGGACCAGGAACACUUUGAAGAGAUGGAGGAGGUGAUGGUGGCGUCCACCCUGCGGGGCCCCCGCCAGCAGACGCGCUCCUCGAAGACCAAUAACGGGAGAGUCAAGGUCGAACACAACGAUGAUGAUGACGAUGAUGAUGGUGAUGGUGGUGGAGACUCGAGCGACAACGACAACGACAACGGGGAGGGUGAUGAAGUCGGCGUCGACACUUCCUCUGGAGGCGGAGACACGGUGAAGGAUGCGGGCCUUCUGCUCAUGCCGCUCAUGAAGAGCAUCUACAGCAACGCCGACAAGCUGAACAGGAGGCAGGCGGCGGCGGUGGUGGCCCACCUAGUGCGCUCCGGCAAGACCGGGAGCGGGUUCGCCAAGUGCUUCGUCUCCAAGCUCAAGGAUCACAGCCCCGUAAAGUGCCUCGAGGUGCACAUGGCGACGCUCAGGGUGUUUUACGACAAGUGGGUGGUGGCGGCAGCGGCGGACGGCAACGUCGAGGAGGAUGACGCGGACCUCAGCGACGACGAGAAAACGCGCAAGCAGUGGGACCAAGACCUGGCAGGGAUGGAACGCUGGCUCCCCCUGGCUCGACGCCUUUCCAUGUCGCUAGGAGUCGGCCCGUUGAAGAGCAAGGACCUCGCCGAACAGAAGACUCUGCAAGACCUCUUCCUCGGAUUCAUGAAGGUCGGGGUGCGUUUCGCCCUGGAUGCCGAGGGAGACAGGCUGCUGUUCCUGGAGGGCAUGCGGGAGUACUCGAGCAAGGUCACUGCCCGACAGAAGAAAGCCCUCGCCAAGGCCUUCGACGAUGAGGCGAAGGGGCUGCACGACCAAGUUCUGGAGGAGGGGAGGGAGAACGCGACCUCCUGGGACUCGGGCGAAGGCCAGGAGGACGUCGCGCCGCGGUGGCGUGCUUUCUUCUCCUUCCGUAGCACCCUGACGGCGGGAUCGGCAGCCUCGUUCAUCCCCGAAGGUCGCGGCUACGCCUCAUCCGGGGAUGCUUCGUCCGUGUCCCCGUCUCACUCUGCCUCGGGGAGCUCCAUGGGAACUCCUGCUUCGAGGGGAACGAAGAGGAGGGCCGUUGGUAGCGGCGUGUCCUCUACCUCCUCGGCCGGUGGCGGCGGAUCAGUCAAGCGGCGAGGGAGGGUGGGCGGUAGGGUGAGCAUGGCCAGCGUGCGGAGCAGGAGGAGCGUGGCCAGCGACCUCAUGCCGGUUGCAGAGGAGGACGGGAUGCAGCAGGACGAACAGCUGGAAGACAACCCCGAGGGAGAGGAAGAGGAAGAAGACCGUGAAGACGAUGCGAUGGACAUGGGCCAAGAUGGGGAGGAAGGGGUGCAGGAGAAGGAGGGAAAAGAGGGCCACGGAAACGAUGCGGGGGAGGAGGAGGAGGAGGAGGAAGAAGAAGAAGAGUCGCCGAACCUUUCUCGAGAGGUGAGAACCCCGAACAAGCUCAGGGAUAGCGCGGCCGAGCGGCUGCGGGCGAGCCAGCUGGAGGAGGAGGAGGAGGAGGAGGAAGACGACUUGCUUAACGAGGACAGGGCUCUCAACCCGUCGGUGGCGGCACCUCGAGCUGCUGCUGCUGCCGCCGCGACCAAGACAAGCUCCAACAAGCGCAAGAGGCGCGGGGCGGCCUAG
Molecule: messenger RNA, 2988 nt
Organism: Ectocarpus siliculosus
Lineage: Eukaryota; Phaeophyceae; Ectocarpales; Ectocarpaceae
Source: the annotation of a GenBank genome assembly